This is a messenger RNA of Harpia harpyja (harpy eagle), 1121 nucleotides long. RefSeq names its product cyclin dependent kinase 5 regulatory subunit 1 (gene CDK5R1). The transcript has a single exon. The coding region runs from base 78 to 983 and encodes 301 amino acids. Gene Ontology annotation, cellular component: cytoplasm; protein kinase 5 complex. Lineage: Eukaryota; Metazoa; Chordata; Aves; Accipitriformes; Accipitridae. The record is from RefSeq and is a predicted model, not a curated record. Gene Ontology annotation, biological process: brain development; activation of protein kinase activity; positive regulation of cyclin-dependent protein serine/threonine kinase activity. Gene Ontology annotation, molecular function: cyclin-dependent protein serine/threonine kinase activator activity; protein kinase binding.
GCCGGGGCCGGGGCCGGGGCCGGGGCUCGGGGCCGGGGCCGGGGGCGGGCGGCGGGGCCCGCCGGUCGGCCGGCGCCAUGGGCACGGUGCUGUCGCUGUCGCCGAGCUACCGGAAGGCCCCGCUGUUCGAGGAGGGGGCGGCCACGGUGGGGCACUACACGGCGGUGCAGAACAGCAAGAACGCGAAGGAGAAGGGCCUGAAGCGGCACUCGCUGAUCUCGGUGCUGCCCUGGAAGCGCAUCGCCGCCGUCUCCGCCAAGAAGAAGAGCUCCAAGAAGGUGCAGCCCAACGGCGGCUACCAGAGCAACGUGACCCACCUCAACAACGAGAACCUGAAGAAGUCGCUCUCCUGCGCCAACCUCGCCACCUUCGCCCCCCCGCCGCCCCCCGCCGCCGCCGCCGCCGCCGCCGCCCUCGCCUCGGCGCAGAAGGCGCCGCCGGCCGCGCCCGCCGCCGCCGCCGCCGCCGCUACCCCGCGGCGGGUGGUGGUGCAGGCGUCCACCAGCGAGCUGCUGCGCUGCCUGGGCGAGUUCCUGUGCCGGCGCUGCUACCGGCUGAAGCACCUCUCGCCCACCGACCCCGUCCUCUGGCUGCGCUCCGUGGACCGCUCGCUGCUGCUGCAGGGCUGGCAGGACCAGGGCUUCAUCACGCCGGCCAACGUGGUCUUCCUCUACAUGCUCUGCCGGGACGUCAUCUCGGCCGAGGUGGCCAGCGACCACGAACUGCAGGCAGUGCUGCUCACCUGCCUGUACCUCUCCUACUCCUACAUGGGCAACGAGAUCUCCUACCCGCUCAAGCCCUUCCUGGUGGAGAGCUGUAAGGAGGCCUUCUGGGACCGCUGCCUCUCCAUCAUCGACCUCAUGAGCCCCAAGAUGCUGCAGGUCAACGCCGACCCGCACUACUUCACCCAGGUCUUCGCCGACCUCAAGAAGGAGAGCGGCGCCGAGGAGAAGGGUCGGCUGCUCAUCGGCCUCGACCGGUGAGCGCCCGCCGGCUUCCCCCCCCGGGGAUGCUCCCGGCCCCGGCCCCGGCCCCGCUCCCCGCCCGGACACGCUGCGCUCGCCCCGGCCCGGCUCGGAGCUGCUGCCGCUCCCCCGGGGCCCGGCCCUGGCGGGGGGGGA